This is a messenger RNA of Aplysia californica (California sea hare), 3514 nucleotides long. RefSeq names its product cyclin-dependent kinase C-2. Gene Ontology annotation, biological process: protein phosphorylation. The record is from RefSeq and is a predicted model, not a curated record. The transcript is spliced from 13 exons. Gene Ontology annotation, molecular function: protein serine/threonine kinase activity; ATP binding. NCBI's taxonomy places the organism in Eukaryota, Metazoa, Mollusca, Gastropoda, Aplysiida, Aplysiidae. Bases 35 to 2647 code for a protein of 870 amino acids.
UAGAUCUUUCGUUGUUGUGUUUUAAGCCUUGAAAAUGGGCAACAACAAGUCGGCGCUAAGGAAGUCCCAGUCAGUUCCUGAUACACAGAAUUUGCCCCCAGAUGCUCCAGUUCUUGUUAAGGCCAAGUCAGCCAGCUCACAGCGUCUGAACCAGCCAAAGGGCAAAUCAUCUAAAGGAGGAAAGUCUGGAAAGAAAAACAAACAUGUGGUUGCGGAAGAAGUGCCAGAGCUGAGACUGCCCCCGGCUGAGGCUGCCUUCUUGCCAGAUUUUCCCUUGAGAGGGGACUUGGAGGAACUGGAUUUUGAGGUCAUCGAUGUGAUCGCCAAGGGAGCAUAUGGCAAUGUCAUCAAGGUACAGCGAGAGGAUCAGAAGCGGUUUUAUGCCAUGAAGGUUCUGGACAAAGGGCAGAUUUUCCAGGAGGGGGCCAUCAGACAGUGCAAGGACGAGGCAGCCAUCCAGUCGGCGGCCGGAGAUCACCCGCUGGUUGUCAAGGCACACGAGUACUGGCAGUCACAGAGGUAUCUCUAUAUAGUGUUGGACUAUAUUCCCCACGGUGACAUGUUCACACUAUGGACAUUCCACGGUGCUUUCCCAGAGGACCUGGUGCGGCUCUACAUCGCAGAGAUGGCCAUGGUCAUUGACUACCUGCACAACUCUAGUGUGAUAUAUAGGGAUGUCAAGAUGGAGAACAUUCUGUUCGAUGCAGAAGGUCACAUACAGCUCACUGAUUUUGGCCUUGCCAAAUGGCUCCAGGGCGGGGAGGUGACCCGCACGGUUUGUGGCACGCUCCAGUAUAUGGCGCCAGAAGUGUUAUCCGUGUACCAAUAUGGCCACUCGGCCGACUGGUGGUCGCUGGGAAUUCUCAUGUACGCUAUGUUGGCUGGCAAGUACCCGGUGGACGGAGCCGACACCCACACCAAGAUGGCGCAGCGUGUGUUCGAGUGUGACUACCUCCUGCCCAGCUAUGUCAGCGACUCUGCCCAGGAUGUCAUCAACCAUGUACUCACCAAAAGUCCCCACAAGCGACUCUCAGACCUUGACUCCUUUCAAGACUUACACUUCUUUCAAGAUGUUUUCUUUCCUGACCUGCUGGAGAAAAAGGUGAACCCUAUAGACGUGGUCCCUCCAGAUUUUUUCCCCAUGACCGGGGAGAGCUGGGCCCCGCACGUGAUCACUACUGACGAUCAGCGCCAUUUCGAUCACUUUGAUGGUGUCCACGACCGAGGCCUGACUUCUCACGCGACGGGCCACCGUUCUGCUCGCUCCGCACACGGAGAGCCACAUCUGCCUCCCCGCCAGCCACCCAUGGUCCCAGCACACCACAGUGCUCGCAGCGACUACCACCGACAAAUGUCAUCCGACGCUAUACGAUCACCGGGCGAUGGGGCAGGCUGGUCUAUGGACCAUGCGGUGACUUCCCCUACCUCGCCCACUGCUGCUUCCUCUUCCUCAGCUGGUUAUUUCAACGGUGGUGCAGGUUAUGACAGCGCAUAUGGACAUGAGAGUGAUUACGUGGAUCUGAGGUCACCUGGUGCUACGGCGCGGUCACAAGACAACGGCCAAUUUGGCAUGAACAGUGCUGGAAAGUAUUCAGCAAACUCGCUGCGUGGUAAUAGUGGCAGCGGGGCUGCAGAUAUAGAUCGGAGGCUUCAGGAUUCGAACUAUCCACCUUUAAAUACUUCCUCGCAGAACUACUCUUCCUCUGGUCACUCGUACAACGGUUCUGGCCAUCAUAAUAUGGUAAACUACAAAACCGAAUACGAACCUCCUACCCUUACCCUCCAAUCCCAUAGCGCGACAUCAUUGAGGUCACAACCUCUUCCUGUGAUGGACUAUUCUAGCCUGGGGGCGGACCGAAACGGUGGGGCGUCUAACGGUGAUUAUAUGACUCUGAAAAGUCCUACAGCUCCGACAGUAGUACUCCCCACGUCACAGAUGCGGUCUAGUUCCGGUGUGACAGACACCAGCGGUGGUAGCAGUCAUGGUAUUGGUGGAGCGUACCGCAACGGCUUCAGUCUUCCCAACAAUCAGCCCACAAUGCUGUCGUCAUCAUCGUCAAGGGAUUACCUUCCUGCGGAAGUCAGCGCCACUUUGACGGCAGCCCCUCAGGUUCGAAUGCCAGACCCCCCACGACCCACACCAGCCCCACGGCCCACCCCCGCCCCAAGGUCGCUCCCGCCGGCUACUGCAAGACUAGAAGACUCAACGUCACAGCUCAGGGGUCCAAAACCCACCCCAGCCCCGAAACCAGUGCCAGCACCGAAACCCACAGCUGCCCCGCGACCUGUUCCGACCCCACGCUCCGCGCCUCAGGGUAUGAGUUACUCUUCAAACCAACCGUCAUCGCAGUCACUGUCCAAGCACACUGGGUUAGCUUUUAGGCAAGAGGCUGCCGAAGCAUUGCCGCAGGCCAGCAUAGCUUACAACAGCUCAACAGUGUACAGCAACAGCUCAACAGCAUACAGCAACAGCACAACAGCUUAUAACACUCCGGGCCCCUCGUUACCACAACAGCCGCCUGCUAGGAGCAGAAUAGGCAGCAGCAGCAGCAGCAUUGGUUACGAUGGUUCCCUCAGAAGUCCCAGUAUAGACAACGGUAGCUUGCGAUGGAAUCUGCCGCCCAAUGCAGCCCCCUCCUUUGUCUGAUGAGAAGUUAGAAUAUUUUUCGGUGUAAACAUGGACGUUGUUGGAGAUAUAUGUCGGGUAUUGUGUUGAAAUCAGGCACUUGUUAAAAUAUUGAUAAGCGAAGAAAAGGGUAUUUUACUCUUGCUGGGCAGUUUUUAUAGAUUUUCCAUGGGGUUCAACACCGUUUAUGUCCAUUUAAAAACAUUUCAUGAGUAUUUUACUGUAAUUUGUUGAUCAAAGGCACAAAAACUGUAAAUUUGCAGUUUCCAAGGAUACUUCAACUUUAAGAGUCACCAAACUGGCUGCCAAAUUAUAAAGAUGUAUCUUAUCUUAUCUUAUUUAAUUUUUCCUCUGACAUCAGGCAACCUCCACCUCUAUUAAUCGCAAAUAUCUCAACUUCUAUUUAAGAUAAAUGGGAAUGUGUUUCUUCAAAACAAGAUAAAUAAACACACUUUAAGAUGAUGUCGAUAACUCCACAAGCCCAAAAAUAAUUGACCUCCGCCUGUUUCUACCGUGUCCCGACACAUAACGUCUUUGUAACUGAUCUUAAGACCCAUGAUAUUGAGAAUUGAUUCUGUUUGUGAUGGAAUCUGCCUCCUAAUGCAGCCCUGUCCUUCAUCUGAUGAGAAGACGGAAGAUUUCUCAGUGUAUAUAUUGAAUCAUCGGAGAAAUAUAGUCUUUGUAAUUAAUGUAAUGGACAUUUAUUGCCCGAGAUAUUGAGAACAGAUUCUGUUGUGGGUAGGCUGAGGUGAGAAGUGAGGUGAUGAUUGAUAAUGUCAUCUGUCACCUGUCACAUGUCACCUGGCACCAUGGCUGUGUUUGUCAGUGUGUGCCUCAUUCCUUGCCACAAUAGGCCUCAAUAUUUUCAGGUCUGAGCUGUGAUGUUUU